UUAAAAUUAAUCCUCCUUUGCUUUAUAUAUACAUACAUAUUUAUAUAUAUAUAAAAGAAAAAUACCAGAAUUAUAUUCUUUAUCAUCAUCAAGAAAAGCAUCGAGAUUUUAUCAGACGGUGGAUAUGAGCUGCAACGGCUGCCGAGUGCUGCGAAAGGGGUGCAGCGAGACAUGCGUAUUGAGAUCGUGUCUGCAUUGGAUCACCAACCCUGAAGCCCAAGGUAACGCUACUUUGUUUCUCGCCAAAUUUUUUGGCCGUAGUGAUCUCAUGUCUCUCAUCUCCGCCGUACCCGAAGCCCAACGCCCUGCUCUGUUUCAGUCGCUGUUGUUUGAGGCGUGCGGGAGAACGGUGAAUCCGGUUAACGGAGUGGUGGGGCUAUUGUGGAGCGGUAACUGGCAUAUGUGUCAGCAGGCUGUGGAGACUGUGCUUUCCGGUGGAGCCUUACGGCCGUUACCUGGGAUUCUCACCGGAGUCGUAGCGCCGAAUUGCGAUGAAUCAUCUGACAGAUUCUCUGCGGCUGCGUACGCAGUACAUAACAUGGCGCGGAAUCAAUCAAGAUCGUUUGCUAAAGAGAAUAAUAAUGAAACGGUGUCUGAUCAUCAUGUCAACCCGUGUCUCGCUAGAGGAAAAGGUGGAAGAGAUAAAAGAGGAAGAGACGCGGUGUCGUUUUAUACAGGAGGGGAAUCGGAGACAAUAAGCUUUGAAAGCAGCGGUGGUGAUAAGAAAAGGCUUUUGAAUCUGUUUGUUUGAAUAAAUAAAAAAGAAACAGAGUUUUGUUGUAACUUAUUAUUAUUAUUAUUUUUUCUCUAUAUGAAUAUAAUGUGGAAUUUUGAUUCGGUGCGUUUUUGGCUAGGUUUCUUUCCUUUGUAAUUUGAUUUUUACUAACUUCUCAGUUUCUGAAUUAACGAAAUUUAAUGUUGGCGUGUAGCUGGUGGGUAUUAUUAAUUGGGAAUGAGUAUCUAUUUUAUUGAA
Molecule: messenger RNA, 973 nt
Organism: Populus nigra (black poplar)
Lineage: Eukaryota; Viridiplantae; Streptophyta; Magnoliopsida; Malpighiales; Salicaceae
Product: LOB domain-containing protein 38-like
Exons: 2
Coding region: 125-751 (208 amino acids)
Biological process (GO): regulation of gene expression
Source: RefSeq, a predicted model, not a curated record